Molecule: messenger RNA, 1645 nt
Organism: Thrips palmi
Lineage: Eukaryota; Metazoa; Arthropoda; Insecta; Thysanoptera; Thripidae
Product: tubulin alpha-1 chain
Exons: 3
Coding region: 155-1507 (450 amino acids)
Biological process (GO): mitotic cell cycle; microtubule cytoskeleton organization
Cellular component (GO): microtubule; cytoplasm
Molecular function (GO): structural constituent of cytoskeleton; GTP binding
Source: RefSeq, a predicted model, not a curated record
CGGCCUGGGCCAGACCGAGGUUAUAUAUACGGGCCGCACGCGCUUUCCCGGCACAGUCAGUUUGGAGAAGCACCCUUACCGCUUCAACGAACGACAUCCCUCGUCGUGAAACCCUCUCUCCCUCUGCCAAGACAAACUCCUCAAACCUAUCAAAAUGAGGGAGUGCAUUUCCGUUCACGUUGGCCAAGCCGGUGUCCAGAUUGGUAAUGCCUGCUGGGAACUUUACUGCCUGGAGCAUGGCAUCCAGCCUGACGGCCAGAUGCCGUCUGACAAGACCAUUGGUGGCGGAGACGACAGCUUCAACACCUUCUUCAGCGAGACUGGUGCUGGCAAGCACGUUCCCAGGGCUGUGUUUGUCGAUUUGGAGCCUACAGUAGUUGAUGAGGUCCGCACUGGUACCUACCGCCAGCUCUUCCACCCGGAGCAGCUCAUUACCGGCAAGGAGGAUGCUGCCAACAACUAUGCUCGUGGCCACUACACUAUUGGCAAGGAGAUCGUUGACUUGGUGCUGGACCGUAUCCGCAAGCUGGCUGACCAGUGCACUGGUCUUCAGGGCUUCCUGAUUUUCCACUCCUUCGGUGGUGGCACUGGCUCUGGUUUCACUUCUCUGCUCAUGGAGCGACUCUCUGUUGACUAUGGCAAGAAGUCUAAGCUCGAGUUUGCCAUCUAUCCUGCUCCCCAAGUUUCUACCGCUGUCGUUGAGCCCUACAACUCCAUCUUGACCACCCACACCACCCUGGAGCACUCAGAUUGCGCCUUCAUGGUUGACAAUGAGGCCAUCUACGAUAUUUGCCGCCGCAACCUGGACAUCGAACGCCCGACCUACACGAACCUCAACCGUCUCAUCGGCCAGAUUGUCUCCUCCAUCACUGCCUCCCUUCGCUUUGAUGGAGCCCUGAAUGUGGAUUUGACCGAGUUCCAGACCAACUUGGUGCCUUACCCUCGUAUCCACUUCCCCUUGGUUACUUAUGCCCCUGUCAUCUCUGCUGAGAAGGCGUAUCACGAGCAGUUGUCUGUUGCUGAGAUCACCAACGCUUGCUUCGAGCCUGCCAACCAGAUGGUGAAGUGUGACCCACGUCACGGAAAGUACAUGGCUUGCUGCAUGUUGUACCGUGGAGAUGUUGUUCCCAAGGAUGUCAAUGCUGCUAUUGCUACCAUCAAGACCAAGCGUACCAUCCAGUUUGUUGACUGGUGCCCUACUGGCUUCAAGGUUGGUAUCAACUACCAGCCCCCAACUGUUGUUCCCGGUGGAGACCUUGCUAAGGUGCAGCGUGCUGUGUGCAUGUUGUCUAACACCACAGCUAUUGCUGAGGCGUGGGCCAGAUUAGAUCACAAGUUUGAUCUGAUGUAUGCCAAACGCGCCUUCGUACACUGGUACGUUGGUGAGGGUAUGGAGGAGGGAGAGUUCUCUGAGGCCCGUGAGGAUCUGGCUGCCUUGGAGAAAGAUUAUGAAGAGGUUGGCAUGGAUUCCGUGGAGGGAGAGGGAGAGGGUGCUGAAGAAUAUUAAUCCUGUUCUUCCUGUAUGAUCUGGCAAUUUCCUGAAAUCUCAAGUUUGAAGCCUGUCUGUAGAUCGACAUUUAUGUGCCAGUAUUAUGAAGCUUUAAUUUAUUCAGCCAAACAGAAUAAAAUGCUUGACUUGACCUGC